Molecule: messenger RNA, 1140 nt
Organism: Metarhizium acridum CQMa 102
Lineage: Eukaryota; Fungi; Ascomycota; Sordariomycetes; Hypocreales; Clavicipitaceae
Source: RefSeq, a predicted model, not a curated record
AUGGACGGUGAUCCAGCAGUCGAACCCGAACUCGACGCCUUCAGCCUCGUAUUCCCUCUUCCCUAUCGCGUCGGCUUCAUCGCAACACUAGGUCAGUUCCUUGUCUCCCGCCCCGAGCGAGCUUCCGAAUCGUACAAGGAGCUAAACCAAACCAAAACGCCCAGCCGUCUGGGGAUGGGGCCUCAACCUGCACUACUUGUACCUGGCCAAAGUCGACGUCCCGGCGUUGAUACGCUACCCGGGCCGCUCCUCGCCGCACCACAUACCGCACCACUUCUCGACGUACCGCCUCGCGACCGUCCUCUCGGGCCUCUUCGCCGUGUCCAUGGUGCUCUUCUGGCUGUGCACGCGGGGGGCGGCGUCGCGCGUAAUCGACUACGACUGGAUACCCAUGACGUACCUCGCCGGCAUCGUCGCCGUCUUCCUGGUCCCGCUGAAGAACCUGCCCAGCGGCGGGAGGCGGCGGUUCCUCGCGACGCUGAAGCGCGUCAGCGUAGGGGGCAUCGCGGAGGCGCAGGACGGCAAGUUUGGCGACAUUCUGCUCGCCGACGUGCUGACGUCUGCAUCGUCGAGUACCUCCGCGUCCGGCGGGCGCCGUACAAGGAGUCGGCGGGCUGGGGAGGCCAGCAUCUGGCCAACGCCCUCAAGUACUCUACCGCGUUCCCCGUCCUCGUCGCGAGCGCCCUGCAGCGGAACACGGACGACGCGGCGGCCAAGGCGGCGUACAACAGGGCCUGGCUGGCAGCCGUGCUCGUCAACUCGCUGUAUUCGUUUUACUGGGACGUCGCCAAGGAUUGGGACAUGACGCUCUUCGCGUCUAGGCGGGAGCGCAACUCGUCCCACCACCCCUGGGGGCUUCGCGACAGGCUCAUCUUCCGCCCGGUCUUCAUGUACUACGCUGUCAUUGUGCUGGACCUGAUGCUGAGGUGUACUUGGUCCUUGAAGCUCAGUCCUCAUUUGGACAGGUUUAGUGAUUUUGAGAGCGGCAUCUUUCUAAUAGAGCUUCUCGAGGUGUUUCGGCGAUGGGUGUGGAUAUUCUUCCGGGUGGAAACCGAGUGGAUUAGGAAUUCGUCUACCGGGUUGGGUAUUGAUGAUAUUUUGUUAGGCGACUACCAGGGCAAGGAUGACGACGACGAAUAA